This is a messenger RNA of Elephantulus edwardii (Cape elephant shrew), 4419 nucleotides long. It is a transcript of the gene IQSEC2, whose product is annotated as IQ motif and Sec7 domain 2. Gene Ontology annotation, molecular function: guanyl-nucleotide exchange factor activity; protein binding. Gene Ontology annotation, biological process: regulation of ARF protein signal transduction; actin cytoskeleton organization. Bases 1 to 4419 code for a protein of 1472 amino acids. The transcript is spliced from 15 exons. The record is from RefSeq and is a predicted model, not a curated record. NCBI's taxonomy places the organism in Eukaryota, Metazoa, Chordata, Mammalia, Macroscelidea, Macroscelididae.
AUGGAGGCGGGGUCAGGGCCCCCGGGAGGCCCAGGAUCCGAGAGCCCGAACAGAGCAGUGGAAUACCUGCUGGAGCUGAACAACAUUAUAGAGAGCCAACAGCAGUUACUAGAGACCCAGCGACGGCGCAUUGAAGAGCUGGAAGGCCAGCUAGACCAGCUCACUCAAGAGAAUCGCGACCUGAGGGAAGAGAGCCAGCUGCACCGCGGGGAGCUGCACAGGGAUCCCCUUAGUGCUCGGGAUAGCCCCAACCGCGAAAGCCAGUAUCAGAACCUGCGUGAGACGCAGUUCCACCACCGAGAGCUACGGGAGAUCCAGUUCCACCAGGUGGCUCGGGACGUGGGUUACCCAAACCGGGAUGGAGCCUACCAGAACCGGGACGCUUCCUACCCACUCCAGGACAGUACCUUCCCACCCCGUGAGCACGACAUGGCCCAGUGCCACCUGCACCAAGAAAAUCCAGUCCUAGGUCGCGAGCGUGGAGGGCGGGAUGCCGGGCCAGCGCACCCUGGCCGUGAGAAGGAAGCCAACUAUUCGGCUGCAGUAGGCAUAGGGUCGCGGCCACCACGGGAGCGGGGUCAGCUGAGUCGUGGCGCAUCCAGGAGCUCAAGUCCUGGUGCUGGUGGAGGCCACAGCACCAGUACCAGCACCAGUCCCGCCACAACACUCCAGAGAAAGUCUGAUGAUGAGAAUUCCAGAACCGUCAGUGUGGAGGGUGACGCCCCAGGCAGCGACCUGAGCACAGCUGUUGAUAGUCCUGGGAGUCAACCCUCCUACCGACUGAGCCAGCUGCCUUCCACCAGCAGCCACAUGGGUGGUACCCCUGUUGGGGUGGGCCUUCCCUGGGCUCAGCGGGCACGCCUCCAGCCAGCCAGUGUUGCACUGAGAAAGCAAGAGGAGGAGGAGAUAAAGCGCUCCAAGGCACUAUCGGACAACUAUGAACUCUCUACAGACCUGCAGGACAAGAAGGUGGAAAUGCUGGAAAGGAAGUAUGGAGGCUCCUUCUUGAGCCGCAGGGCUGCCAGGACCAUCCAAACAGCCUUUCGCCAGUACCGCAUGAACAAGAAUUUUGAGCGAUUACGCAGCUCAGCUUCUGAGAGCCGCAUGUCUCGCCGCAUCAUCCUUUCUAACAUGCGAAUGCAGUUCUCCUUUGAAGAGUAUGAGAAGGCUCAGAACCCCGCAUAUUUCGAGGGCAAGCCUGCCUCGCUGGACGAGGGUGCCAUGGCUGGUGCCCGCAGCCACCGGCUUGAACGUGGUCUCUCAUAUGGAGGCUCCUGCGGUGGGGGCAUUGAUGGUGGUGCAAGCUCUGUCACCACAUCUGGAGAGUUUUCUAAUGAUAUCACAGAGCUAGAGGACUCCUUCUCCAAACAGGUAAAGUCUCUGGCUGAAUCUAUUGAUGAAGCGCUGAACUGCCACACUGAGGAGCCUGGGUCAACUCAAUUAGAGAAGCGGGAAUCAAAGGAACAGCAAGACAGCUCUGCCACGUCCUUCAGUGACCUUCCUCUCUACCUGGAUGACCCAGUACCCCCACCAUCCCCUGAACGAUUGCCCAGCACAGAACCCCCAACCCAGAGUCGGCCUGAGUUCUGGGCACCAACCCCUCUCCCACCAGUUCCUCCACCAGUUCCACCAGGAACCCGGGAAGAUGGUAGUCGUGAGGAAGGCACUCGCAGGGGUCCUGGGUGCUUAGAAUGCCGAGACUUCCGACUGCGGGCUGCCCAUCUUCCUCUGCUCACCAUUGAGCCUCCUAGUGACAGUUCUGUGGACCUGAGUGACCGCUCAGAUCGUGGCUCUGUCCAUCGUCAGCUAGUGUAUGAGGCUGAUGGCUGCAGCCCCCAUGGGACCCUGAAGCACAAAGGGCCACCAGGCAGGGCCUCAAUCCCACACCGACACUAUCCAGCUCCUGAAGUCCAAACCCCAGCCCCUCCAGGGUCCCUGCCACCAGCCCCUAACAGUGGUACUGGACCCAGUGGUGUACCUGGGGGUAGGAGGUUGGGGAAAUGUGAGGCUGCAGGUGAGAACUCUGAUGGUGGAGAUAAUGAGAGCCUUGAAAGCUCCAGCAAUUCCAAUGAAACCAUCAACUGUAGCUCUGGCUCCUCUUCUCGAGACAGCCUACGGGAGCCUCCAGCCACUGGCCUCUGCAAGCAGACUUACCAGCGGGAGACAAGGCACAGUUGGGACUCACCAGCCUUCAACAAUGAUGUAGUACAGAGGCGGCACUACAGAAUUGGCCUCAAUCUCUUCAAUAAGAAGCCAGAGAAGGGUAUCCAGUAUCUCAUUGAACGAGGCUUCCUGUCAGACACACCAGUGGGUGUGGCUCACUUCAUCUUGGAGCGGAAAGGCCUGAGUCGGCAGAUGAUAGGAGAAUUUCUAGGGAACCGGCAGAAGCAGUUCAACAGAGACGUAUUGGAUUGCGUAGUAGACGAGAUGGACUUCUCCUCCAUGGAUUUGGAUGAUGCUCUCCGGAAGUUCCAAUCUCAUAUUCGAGUUCAGGGUGAGGCCCAGAAAGUGGAGCGUCUCAUUGAAGCUUUCAGCCAGCGGUACUGUGUGUGUAACCCAGCCCUGGUGCGCCAGUUCCGGAACCCAGACACCAUCUUCAUCCUUGCUUUCGCCAUCAUUCUCCUCAAUACUGACAUGUACAGUCCUAGCGUCAAGGCUGAACGCAAGAUGAAACUGGAUGACUUCAUCAAGAACCUUAGAGGAGUUGACAAUGGUGAAGAUAUUCCUCGAGAUCUCCUGGUUGGUAUCUACCAACGUAUCCAGGGUCGUGAACUGAGGACCAAUGAUGACCAUGUGUCCCAGGUGCAGGCUGUGGAGCGCAUGAUUGUGGGCAAGAAACCAGUCCUGUCUCUCCCUCACCGACGACUGGUUUGCUGCUGCCAGCUCUAUGAGGUGCCAGAUCCAAACCGCCCCCAGAGGCUAGGUUUGCAUCAGCGAGAGGUCUUCCUCUUCAAUGAUCUCCUCGUGGUCACCAAAAUUUUCCAGAAGAAGAAGAUCUUGGUGACAUACAGCUUUCGUCAGUCCUUUCCCCUCGUGGAAAUGCACAUGCAGCUCUUCCAGAAUUCAUAUUAUCAGUUUGGGAUCAAGUUACUGUCUGCAGUACCUGGUGGGGAGCGAAAGGUUCUCAUCAUCUUCAAUGCUCCUAGCCUGCAGGACCGGCUGCGUUUCACAUCUGACCUACGAGAGUCCAUUGCUGAGGUGCAGGAGAUGGAGAAGUAUCGUGUAGAGUCGGAGCUAGAGAAGCAGAAAGGUAUGAUGAGGCCUAAUGCUUCACAGCCUGGAGGGGCUAAAGACUCAAUGAAUGGGACACUGGUUCGCAGUAGCCUGGAGGACACUUAUGGGGCAGGCGAUGGGCUCAAACGGGGUGCCCUCAGCAGUUCUCUGCGAGAUCUCUCUGAGGCAGGGAAGCGGGGGCGGCGUAACAGCGUGGGAUCGCUGGACAGCACCAUCGAAGGGUCUGUUAUUAGCAGUCCACGCCCUCACCAGAGGAUGCCACCUCCACCCCCACCCCCGCCGCCAGAGGAGUACAAGAGCCAGAGGCCCGUCUCCAACUCCUCAUCCUUCCUGGGCUCCCUAUUUGGAAGCAAGCGGGGCAAGGGGCCCUUCCAGAUGCCACCACCGCCAACAGGCCAGCCCUCUGCCUCCUCUUCAUCUGCUUCUUCCACCCACCACCACCACCACCACCAUCACCAUGGUCAUAGCCAUGGUGGCCUGGGGGUGCUUCCUGAUGGGCAGUCCAAGCUCCAGGCCCUGCAUGCCCAAUAUUGCCAAGGACCAGGCCCUGCCCCACCCCCUUACCUCCCACCCCAGCAGCCCCCUCUACCCCCACCUCCUCAGCAACCUCCACCCCUACCCCAGUUGAGCUCCAUUCCACCACCUCCUGCUUCAGCCCCACCUGUGGGGCCACAUCGCCACUUCCAUGCACAUGGUCCAGUCCCAGGCCCCCAGCACUACACCUUGGGCCGGCCAGGCAGGGCUCCCAGACGAGGGACUGGAGGACACCCUCAGUUUGUUCCACAUGGCCGCCACCCUCUACACCAGCCCACAUCCCCAUUGCCCCUGUACAGUCCUGCCCCUCAGCACCCUCCAGCCCACAAACAGGGCCCCAAGCACUUCAUCUUCACUCACCACCCACAGAUGAUGCCAACAGCUGGGGCAGCUGGAGGACCUGGAUCUCGUCCACCAGGAGGCUCUUACUCUCACCCUCAUCACCCCCAGUCACCGUUGUCUCCACACUCACCCAUCCCACCCCACCCCUCUUACCCACCUCUGCCCCCACCCUCACCCCACACCCCACACUCACCCUUGCCACCCACCUCCCCCCAUGGACCACUGCACGCCUCUGGGCCCCCUGGUACAGCCAACCCACCCACUGCGAACCCCAAGGCCAAACCAAGUCGGAUCAGCACAGUGGUCUAA